AUGCAUGGCAGCGACACGCUUUUCCUCUCGGAGAAGCUGCAGGCUGCAGGGAGAAAGUUGCAGGAAAUGACGACGGAGGAGGUGGAGACCGAACGGGAUCCGAUGGUGGAGCUGCUGCGACGUGUGCAGGGGCCUUUCGCUGUGGCGUGGCUACAUGAGAGCACAAAGAGGCUGUAUUUCGCCCAUGAUCGCUUUGGGCGGAGGAGUCUGCUGUACAGGAAGUGGGGAAACUCGGCGGAGUUGUUGCAGACGGACUUGACCCGAUUUGUAUUGAGCUCGGUGGCGAUUGGAGAUAGCGAAGAUGAACUGUCGAAGUUCCAAGAGCUGCCUGCGUUUGGAGUCUAUGUGCUGGAUCUUCAUGCGCGGUCGGUGCCUCGUACAGUUGCAAGCCCAGAGGUUUCCAAGACAUUAGAAUCAUCAGCAAAUGCCUUGAUAGUUGCGCUCAGCAACGCUGUCGGUGUUCGUGUCCGCUCCAUUCCUGCGCGUCCACGUUCAGAUGAUUGCCCUCGCCCCGCUCGUGUUGGCGUACUUUUCUCCGGGGGACUGGACUCGGUCGUGAUCGCAGCGCUGACUCACUUUCACGUUGCGGUCGACGAACCCGUCGAUUUGCUUACUGUCUGCUUUGAUGAAAGCUCCGCCUUUACCUCUCCCGAUCGCCUUGCUGCUGAGUUGGCGCAUGCUGAGCUCUGUGCAUUAUUCCCCUCACGCCAGUGGAAUCUUGUCAAGGUCAACGUGCCACGGGUGGAUCUCUCUAAGCAGCAGAGUGAGGUGUUGACGCUGAUGGCUCCUUGCGAUACCCACAUGGAUUUCAACAUCGGAGCUGCUUUUUGGUUUCUCUCGCGCGGUCUUGGAGAGCUGAAGCAGACAGCGCAAGCACCGGAAAACGCGACGAUGGAGGAGUUGAACGCGUUCCUCAAGCCUCAACGAGCCGAUCUCCGUGAAUUAGAAACAGAAGUUGCUUUCCUUGAGCUUUUUGGUGGGAAAGCUGAGAGUGACAACACUCUUCUGUGCCCUGUGGAUCGAUGUGGACGUAAACGCAAGCAUGGCUGUAUUGUGGGUGUCUGCAAGAGCUGCUGCUUCAAAAUGCAGCGAGCAGGCUGCCGAGCCAAGUUGCUGUCCAUGCGUGUGCAGUCGGAAGACCAUCUGAAUCUUCUCUUGGAUCUCCUCAAGUCAAAACAAGAAGAAGAACAGAAUGAGUCAUCAAACUCCAAGCUCAAGCCUGUUCUUUCUUGUCUGGUGCUCGUGGGUAUUGGUGCGGACGAGCAGCUCGCUGGAUAUGGGCGUCAUCGUACAGCCCUGAUCAAUGGAGGAGAAGACGCUCUACGAGCCGAGCUACAAGUAGAUCUUGGCCGGAUCUGGAAGCGCAACCUUGGACGCGACGAUCGCUGCAUUGCGUCGCACGGACGGGAGGCGCGCUUCCCCUUCCUUGAUGAAAGCGUUGUCUCCACUAUCGCAACAUUCCCCGUUUCCAGCCUCUGCGACGCCGAUCUACCGCGUGGCGUCGGUGACAAGCGAGCUCUACGGGUAGUCGCAAGGUCACUCGGACUCCGAAGCUGCGCUGGACUGGCGAAGCGUGCCAUCCAGUUCGGCUCGCGGAUCGCCAAGGUCUCGAACAGCGGCAGCAACCGCCAGACACAGGGAAUGAACAAAUUUUCAAGCGUGCAAUGA
This is a messenger RNA of Phytophthora sojae, 1668 nucleotides long. RefSeq lists its product as hypothetical. The transcript has 5 exons. NCBI's taxonomy places the organism in Eukaryota, Oomycota, Peronosporomycetes, Peronosporales, Peronosporaceae. The record is from RefSeq and is a predicted model, not a curated record. Gene Ontology annotation, molecular function: asparagine synthase (glutamine-hydrolyzing) activity. Bases 1 to 1668 code for a protein of 555 amino acids.